AUGAGGACUCUCGUCUGCCAGCUUUGCUGCAGCCUCUUAUGCCAGCCAAUAUCUGGUAUUACCGUAUUCAUGGGCUCAUUGCUUUCCCCCUCCUCAGUCUUUUGCUGCUUUGAUAUCACGCAUAAUAUAAUCGCUGGGCGAUCCACUCCACACCCCGACUGCCCUGACUGGGACCAUCUUGGUCGCCACGACCUCCAAGCUGUCAGUGGCAUCCGAGGUUCUGAGUCCCUCAACCACAAGUCCAACUCCAACCACAGCAAUGAGCAUCCCCGUACCCUGUCCACACUGGUCGGCUGUAGCAGUGACUCUGCCAACUGCCAUCCACACUGCUCGCCCAUCACCUACCGGGCGUACUCCCUGUACUCUCCGACUUUCGCCCACACCUACCUCAGCUGGACGGUGUACCUGCCGGACAGGCUGCGGGAGUCACUUCAAAAGCUGUGCAAUGACAUGAUAAAGUAUAAAUGCUCCGAUGGCAAAUCCCUCUACUCAUGUUCCACUGCCCUGCCCCUCCUCUACUUACACGGGUUCACGCCGCCGGAGGGCACAUCGCAGGUGUCACUCAAGUGCUCUGAUGUUAUAACUAAGCUGAAGGAAAUUGUCAACGGUGGCCCUAUCGCAUCACUCAUGACCUGCAUGGACUAUUUCCUCUACGGUAUCCGGGAGCCAUUCAUCUUCAGUCUCGUGGCACUCUGGUCCACCGCAUUCCUCAUCUUCGCCAACACAAUGUUGUACCGCCUGGACAUACUCCACAUCCGAUCACACCUCAUCCGCUCCAAGGCCUCGCACCGCAUCGACGUCAAGGCCUUACUCACCAAAGGCCGGAAGAUGCUUUCACUUUACAAAGACGUCGACUACUUCGACGAGGACCCUAUUGGCCAAAUUGGCAUUGUACAGUAG
Messenger RNA from Babesia bigemina, 900 nucleotides. RefSeq lists its product as hypothetical. The transcript has 2 exons. Lineage: Eukaryota; Apicomplexa; Aconoidasida; Piroplasmida; Babesiidae. The coding region runs from base 1 to 900 and encodes 299 amino acids. The record is from RefSeq and is a predicted model, not a curated record.